This is a messenger RNA of Styela clava, 1757 nucleotides long. RefSeq names its product arylsulfatase-like. The record is from RefSeq and is a predicted model, not a curated record. NCBI's taxonomy places the organism in Eukaryota, Metazoa, Chordata, Ascidiacea, Stolidobranchia, Styelidae. Gene Ontology annotation, molecular function: arylsulfatase activity.
ACAGACUGGUGCGAAGCAUUACAUAAAUAAAUACCCAUUGUAUAAAAAAAACUCAAAAAUCGCCAAAAAGUGACUUACGCAAUUAUGUUAUAAGCGUGAUGAUAUCUUCUUUAUUCAGAUUUAUUUUUCGAAACUGUAUUUUUUAAAGUAAUAUGGAAAGCCGCCGGUUUGUGCAUGCUACAGUUGUCUUAUUGGUUGUUAUAGCGGUUUUAUGUGGUGUAAUAUUCUUGGCAUAUUUCGUCAUAUGGCCUACGCCAUCAUCCCGAGUGGCAAAUGGAGGAAAGCCGAACAUCAUCAUACUCUUGGCCGAUGAUACUGGGUACGGCGACUUUCAGACCUACGGUCAUCCAACUCAAGAGUGGACAGCAGUGGACAGAAUGGCAAAAGAAGGAAUAAAAUUCACGCAUUGGUCAAGUCCUGCGUCUGUAUGUUCUCCUAGCAGAGCAGCACUCUUAACAGGUCGCUACCCGAUUCGAUCCGGGAUAUUCGGUAAAAAUACCGUUUUUCUGGAUGGAUCGAUCGGUGGACUGCCUCAUCGUGAAAUUACAAUUGCGGAAGCUUUACGCGAUGUUGGAUAUGCAACAGGAAUGGUUGGAAAGUGGCAUUUAGGUAUAAACAAGAAAAAUUCAACAGACGGAAAAAACUUACCGAUGCAUCAUGGAUUUGAAUAUGUUGGAAUCAACUUGCCUUACACACAGCUAUGGUUUUGCGAUCCAAAGAAGUACAACAUAACACAAAUGCGUUCUUGCUUCGUAUAUCGAAACGACAAAAUCAUUGAACAGCCAAUCAAAUUUGAAACACUGACCGCGCGAUUAGUUGACGACACCAAAGAAUUUAUUGACAACAACAAGCAAAAUCCAUUUUUCUUUCUACUUUCAUUUCCACAAACCCAUGCUGCUUUAUUUUCGGAUCCAAGAUUUACUCAUACUUCAAAGAGGGGGCGUUAUGGAGACAGCGUAAACGAAAUGGGAUGGGCAAUAGGUCAAGUUUUGGAUCAGUUAAAAUACUUAGGAAUUGACGAAGACACCCUCGUUUUGUUUCUAUCUGAUCAAGGGCCGAUGGUAGAUGGGUGCGGAGAGGCAGGUGAUGCUGGGGUUUUUCGCGGAGGAAAAGCGACUAUGUGGGAAGGAGGAGUUCGAGUACCUGCAGUGGCGUGGUGGCCUGGGACAAUAUCGCCUGGGACUGUUAGCCACGCAACAAUCAGUACAAUGGAUAUCUUGCCCACCGCACUCAAACUAGCAGGUGCUGAAGAUUACCUUGAAGAACGAAAGAUUGCUAUCGACGGAAAAGUAAUCAAUGACGUCGUGAAAACGGACACCGCAGAAUCAUGUCACGAAGCACUUUUUUAUUAUUGCUCUGAUAUAUUGAUGUCAGCUCGAUACAAAAAAUAUAAAAUUCACUACUACACAGUGGAUCCAAUGGUUUCAGGAAUCGUGAGUGAAGGAGGAGAUCGGUGUGAAUACUCAAACAGGACGAAAUUAUUUAAUAUCUUCAGUUGCGAACACAGAGCAAAGAAACAAGAUCCGCCGUUGAUAUUUAAUUAUGAAGCUGAUCCACAAGAACAAAUUUCUUUGGAUGCAACAACAAAAGAAAAUCAAAUUUUGCUUGAUAUAAUUGCUGAUUUGGUCCAAACGCACAAAGCAUCUAUUAUUCCAGUUCAGUCGGAAAUUGAUAAACCUUAUUAUCGGAGUAUUACUCCUUGUUGUAACCCUCCUGCUUGCACAUGUAAUUAUAAAUAAGCAAUUUUUAACAGCGAA